Molecule: messenger RNA, 5563 nt
Organism: Cottoperca gobio
Lineage: Eukaryota; Metazoa; Chordata; Actinopteri; Perciformes; Bovichtidae
Product: 6-phosphofructo-2-kinase/fructose-2,6-bisphosphatase-like
Exons: 14
Coding region: 671-2083 (470 amino acids)
Biological process (GO): fructose metabolic process; fructose 2,6-bisphosphate metabolic process
Cellular component (GO): cytosol; 6-phosphofructo-2-kinase/fructose-2,6-biphosphatase complex
Molecular function (GO): fructose-2,6-bisphosphate 2-phosphatase activity; ATP binding; 6-phosphofructo-2-kinase activity
Source: RefSeq, a predicted model, not a curated record
ACACACUAACUUUAGUUACUUUGCAGAUUCACAUUAAGAUUAAUAAUACAAAAUAUAAUAAACAAAUAAUAUAUCAUGAAUUAUUCCUGGUUAAGAUAAAAAUGCUGGUUUUGUGCACAAUGUGACGCGCUAGUGACAAUUCGCUCCGACCAAUCAGUGGUCAGCAGUGUUUCUACAUCACCUUUUUGUUUUGUCUCAGCUCUCUUGGACUCGGCUGAGUACCAGGUACUAUCCCGAGUAGAAAACCAAAAAAUAGCGAGACGAGUAGAAAUGGGUAAUUUGAUGCUAAUACUAUUUACUUAAAUAAAAUAUCUGAAUACUUUUUCUCCCACUGACCCUGACACUGAAUCCUAAAGGAGCUGCUCAGCAUGGUCGUUAUUGCUACACCACUUCCUGUAUGCUGGGGCAAAGUUUAGAAUUGCACUCUGUGAUUGGUCGAUGACCUCAUAUUUAGUGGGACAGUUAAAGUGACAGACAGGUUAAACGACCAAUCAGAGACGAUGCAUCAGGUGUGCUGACUGAUACUCCUCCCCCACUGACAUUGAGGGAGAAAGUUCAAAAUCUGUGCGCUCACCUGGAGAUCUCCUCUUUAUCUGGCCCUCCUGUUACACACACACACACACACCGUGCAGAGGUUUUAUACACACACGCUCACUUGGCUGUUGACGCCAUGUCACAGACACAAAGAACACUCACUCAGAAUCCUCUGGAGAAGACUUGGGGGCCAUGGAUGAAAAGCAGGCUGAGCCAACGCAGAGGCUCGUCGGUGCCCCAGUUCACCAACUCCCCCACCAUGAUAGUGAUGGUGGGACUCCCGGCAAGAGGGAAAACCUACAUCUCUAAGAAACUCACCAGAUACCUGAACUGGAUCGGAGUUACAACUAAAGUGUUUAAUGUCGGGCAGUACAGAAGAGACGCCACGCGCUCCUACAACAGCUUCGAGUUCUUCAGACCCGACAACGCAGAGGCCAUGAAGAUACGCAAGGCCUGUGCCAUCGCUGCCCUGAAAGAUGUGUGUGACUACUUCACCAGAGAGCAGGGGCAGGUGGUGGUCUUCGAUGCCACCAACACAACUCUGGAGCGCAGGGAGGUCAUCCUCGGCUUCGCGAAGGAAAACGGUUACAAGGUUUUCUUUGUGGAGUCGAUAUGUGAUGAUCCAGAAAUCAUCGCUCAGAACAUUAAACAAGUGAAGCUCAGCAGUCCUGACUACAAAGACUGUGACAAAGAGGAGGCUGUGGCCGACUUCCUGAAGAGGAUCGAAUGCUACAAGUUGAACUACAUCCCACUGGAUGACAACAAGGACAGGAGCUUAUCUUACAUCAAGAUCUUCAACGUGGGCAGCAGGUACCUGGUGAACCGGGUCCAGGACCACAUUCAGAGCAGGAUCGUCUACUACCUCAUGAACAUCCACGUCACCCCGAGAUCCAUCUACCUGUCUCGCCACGGAGAGAGCGAACUCAACCUCGUGGGUCGCAUCGGGGGAGACUCUGGGCUGUCGCCUCGCGGGGCAAAGUUUGCCUCUGCUCUGGGGGCGUACAUGCGUGGGCAGAGUAUCAGUGACCUGAAGGUUUGGACGAGCCACAUGAAGAGGACCAUCCAGACGGCCGAGGCUCUGGGAGUCCCGUAUGAACAGUGGAAGGCCCUCAAUGAGAUAGACGCUGGGGUUUGUGAGGACAUGACAUACGAGGAGAUUCAAGAGAAUUACCCAGAGGAGUUUGCACUGAGGGACCAAGACAAGUAUCGCUACCGCUACCCUAAAGGCGAGUCGUACGAGGACCUCGUGCAGCGUCUGGAGCCGGUCAUCAUGGAGCUGGAGAGGCAGGAGAACGUUUUAGUCAUCUGUCACCAGGCUGUUAUGAGAUGUCUGCUCGCCUUCUUCCUGGACAAGACUGCUCGUGAGCUGCCCUACCUGAAGUGUCCUCUCCACACGGUCCUGAAACUCACCCCCGUCGCCUACGGUUGUAAAGUGGAGUUGGUGUUCCUCAACGUUGAAGCUGUCAACACACACAGAGACAAACCAGAGAACGUGGACGUGGACAGAGAGCCGGCGGAGGCGUUAGAGACGGUCCCCGACCACAUCUAGAGGACGCAACAGGAAGCUGGUUUCAUUUCCAUCCACCCUCAUGGAAAGUGGCCUUUUUUAAAUGUUUAAUAAGUUAUCAAAGUGUUGAUUGUUGUGGUCAUUGUUGUGAAAUGGAAAAUCAUUGUGAUAUAUGAAUAUGAGACGUUUCUCCUAUGGUAGCCUAUUUCCAUUGUAAAUGCACUUUAUAAUGCAGGGCUCAGGCCAAUGUCUGUCAUGUGAAGAAGAGGCUUCCUUUACUGUGAACUCUGCUGAACCCUGGACACACGAGCAGUAUCACUGUUCGGAUAUUCUUGAACAAGCAUGUGUUUGUCUCCUUUCUUCUCUUCAUCCCAUCCUUGUCUUCUUCCCUUCUUGUACUAUUGCAUCAACCAGCGUUAAGUCAUCCAGUCGGGUCUUAACUUGAGCUGUAUGUUGAUCUGAGCCACUUUGCAUCAUGUUAUCUUGUCUCCACAGUCACAGAGGUGCAUCAUAUGAGAAUCCAAACGCAGCAGUUUGUUUUGUUUAACUAGCAGUCACAGCGGUGCAAAGUUUGCACAGUUGAUUGGGUAACAAUGCAGAAUGAGACUUUAGGGAAGAGUUCAACAUUUUGAGGAAUACACUUCUUGCCAAGCGUCGUAUGAGGAUCAAUACCACUGUCAUGUCUGCACGCUAAAUAUGAAGCUACAGCGAGCAGAUGGUUCGCUUAGCUUAGCACAAAGACUGGAAACAGGAGGAAACGGCUAGCAUGGUUCUGUGCAACGGUAAAACAACUCUUCCUGUACCACUAAAGUUCAAUAAUUAGCACGUUAUGUCUGCUUAGUUUACUUCCUGAAAUUAGGCAACUCCAUGGUGACGAGAAGACUCAAACAAAGUGUUGAAUUGUAGUUUACGUUCAGUGUUUCUCACCAAAACACAUGCUGUUCUUUACAAAUCAAACUUGUUUAUAUAACAAAUCACACGUUUGCCUCAAAGGGUUUUACAAUCUGUACAGUAGACGACACCCUCUGUCUGACCCGACCGAGGAGGGAUCCCCCUCCCUAGACGGACUGACGUGCAAUAGAUGUCGUGUGUACAGAAUAACCAACGUGAUAAAAUACAGAGUAGACAAUCAGGAAGUCAAGCAGCUUCCAGGUGUCACCAAACAUCUACGUAGAGCCACACGAUCUCUGCUACACAAACACAGAAAGAAGAAUUAAACAAACAUGUGGAAAGAGGCCAUUCUUUUAGUUAUAUCUGUCCGUCGUUUACGUCUAUGUUAACUGCUUCAUCGACUUUGUUGCACAUUAUUGUGUCUCUUAGUGCCACCGAUUGUCAAUUAGCCGGCUGAGGAAUAGUGCAGCACACAGCCCUCUGUAAAAGCACAACUUUAGUUUUUACACAUGUCAACAAAUGACAUUGAAUGUGUUAAUCAGUGAGCUCUAGAGGAGCUGGGAGGUGGACCGAGCCGGGCCAGGGGUUUCAAUUGUUUCCAUGUUUUCAUUUGUGCUAAGCUAAGCUAAUGGUGCGUUCCAUUUGUACUGGGAAGUCGGGAAUCAGAGCUCGGAAUGACGUCACACCCGAGUUGUUCCAGUAAAACAAGUUCUUGCCAGGUUAGCUCUGUUAGCUCUGUUAGCUCUGUUAGCUCUGUUAGCUCUGUUAGCUCUGUUAGCUCUUAGCAUUACCCGUUAAUAAGAAACCCGUUACAACAACACUGUUAAGCGCUGAUAGAGGACAGGACUGUGUGUGCAGCUGAUUUUAAUGAGGCAUUAAUAAGAAAGCGCUAAUAAACUAAUAUUACUUCAGCGUUCACCCUGUUGGUGUGAGAAGACUUCAGGGAAGUUCUCUCCACUUUCCGAUCAAAGGUCGCUCCAUUUGAAAUGUCCGGAAAUUCCGACUUCCCAGAACCAAAGCAGCACCUGCUGACCCGAGCCUCAUGCUGAGCGUACAGACACGAGUGACGUCAAUCUCACUCUCGUCUCACUCUCGUCUCACUCUCGUCUCACUCUCAUCUCACUCUACGUCCAAACUAUUACUGGCUUGUAUGUCGGAGUCUUUACGGAGCAGGUCUCUACAUCCACAAGAGCUACAUCAUGAGUAUCCAAAUCACACUGCUAAUUGUUUUUUGGGUGGAUGUGGUUUCGUUACUUGUCACAUAAGAAGAGAAAGAAGUUAUCACCGUGCAAACCACACACCCCCACAAGCCUUUAAAGGGGACAUUUGGCACUUUACUGCCCAAAUACCAUGAUGUGCCUCACGAGUCAAAUAAACAUGAUUAUUCUAUGCACCCUCACACACACACACACACACACACACACACACUGGAGACAGAGGUACAGUGUGUGCUGACGUAUAUUUUUAAUCAGUCAUUUAAUUAAGAUACGUGAGGAGAUCUGGUGCAAUGUGUUAAGUGUUUUUAAAAUGUUUACUUGGACCUUAGGUGAAGAUCUGCGACGCCUGUAUCACAAAGCUCUUCAGGUUCACCGGCUUCACUGAGCUGAAUACGAUGAGUCAUCAAGCAACUCACAGGACAACUCUUAAUUACAUGUCAAAUAAACAGAACCAGGAGUGGAGCACAAGGGACUGUGGUUAUUAUAAAGUGAUAGUUUUAGAUUUCUUAAUUACGUGAAACUAAUUGUUUUUAUAGAGCAUCUUUCAGACUAGAGAUGAAGCUCAAAUUAAAAUUGAACGAGGGCAAUUCGACUAUAAAAUAAGACAAUAAAAAGACAGAUGUUAAACUGUAUAAAGUCGAGUUUAAACGUCAUCGACAACAGGAUUUAAAUAAACGUUUGAAAUGCUGCAAUAAAAGUCUUAUGUAUUUAGUGUGGACUAUCCCUCAGCAGUGAUUCUGAUUCGUUGCACUUUAUUUUAAACUCAGUAUUUGAAUGACUUCUUUCUUUAAGGAUCUGAUCAGUGACUAGUUUGUGAUUUGAUGGUCUAAGUUGCAGAUUAGCUGUAAACAUGUCCUGAACUUCAUGAUACCAUUGUGAGUGUAACCCAAAGACAGCCGACGAACACUGAACUUGGUGAUACGGGCCUCCUGGUUUGUGCUUCUUCCUUUGCGUCACCUGAGGGAGCAAUAGAAAAUACAAUCUUCUCAGGGGACCGUUACCUCUUAUUUUAAAGGGAUGCACAUGACCCUGUAAAUAAAUGCAUGUACUUCUUUCCACACAAUGUGAAGUGUCUUAGUCAGAAAACUAGAAAAUAUCAUCCCUUUAAAAACACCUUCAAAUCUGUAAACGUGUGCUUUUAACUGCAUCUACAGGUCACAGCUUUGUCAAACUGCUCCUGUCUCGUCUAUUUGUGCAAAUCAAAUUGCAUUUGUGCCUGCGUGUCCUGAGCUCUGAUAUGUAGCGACUGGGAUGUGCAGCAGGUAAUGGUCUUGUCUAACAGCAACGAGCGUGUGUGAGAGGAAUGAAUGAAAAGAUAAAUGCAAUCAUUGAUCAACUAUAAAAGAUUUUAUUUUCUGAACGUGAACAAAUACCUUUUAAAGUACAGGCAAUAAAAAGGAAAAUGGAUACCUGA